Ramularia collo-cygni is the source of this 840-nucleotide messenger RNA. Its product is annotated as related to monocarboxylate transporter. The record is from RefSeq and is a predicted model, not a curated record. Gene Ontology annotation, molecular function: transmembrane transporter activity. Gene Ontology annotation, cellular component: fungal-type vacuole membrane. The coding region runs from base 1 to 840 and encodes 279 amino acids. Gene Ontology annotation, biological process: transmembrane transport. NCBI's taxonomy places the organism in Eukaryota, Fungi, Ascomycota, Dothideomycetes, Mycosphaerellales, Mycosphaerellaceae. The transcript has 5 exons.
AUGUCCCUGCUCACGACAUACUUUGCAAAGAAGAGGGCUUUUGUUGUUGGCAUCGCUGCUCUAGGGUCCUGCACUGGUGGCGUUGUCAUUCCGAUCGUUGUCCAGCAGCUGUUGCCUAGGAUUGGGUUCCCAUGGACGGUCAGAGUAAUUGGUUUUGUCAUGCUUGCCACGAACGCAGUUACAAUCGCCCUUUACAGAACACGCUUACCACCACGCAAGGCUGGCCCUCUUAUCGAAUGGACGGCAUUCAAGGAAGCCCCGUAUGCAUUAUACUGCGCUGCGAUGUUCUUCAACUUCUGGGGUCUGUAUUUCGCCUUCUUCUACAUUGGAUCCUACGGCCGCAAUGUACUGGGCGUGAGCUAUCAACAAUCCAUCAAUCUGCUCUUGACUGUCGUAUGUGUAGGAUUCAUCUUUCGCCUUGUGCCAAAUUACUUCGCGGAUCGGAUUGGCAGCCUCAACACCCUCAUUCCGUUUACCUCGCUAUGUAGUAUCAUGAUGUUCGGUUGGAUAGGCGUCGAAUCCGUGCCUGGACUGUUUGCGUUCGCAGCCCUGUAUGGCUCAGGCUCCGCUGGAGUGCAAUCGCUAUUCCCAGCUGUUUUCGGCUCCUUGAUGCGGGUACCGGAUAUGAAGAAGGCGGGGGUGAGAAUGGGCAUGACAUUCUCGAUUAUCAGCUUCGCUGCUCUUACCGGUCCACCGCUUGCUGGUGCGUUGAUUCAACGCAGUAAUGGAGGCUAUCUGUCGGCUCAGAUUUGGGCCGGGACUUCGUUCUUUAUAGGAAGCGUAUUGUUGGUCACUACUCGUUUUGCGAAAGUGGGAUGGGAUUGGGAGGCGAGGAUAUAA